GGGAGGAGGGACCAUGUCGGUGGGAUGGUCCGGAAAUCCUGUGAUAAAAAGAGGGGCGAGGGGGGAAAAGUACGGAGAGGUUCUGGGAUCAUUCUCUCUCACCGCAGCCAGCAACUUCCUCGGCACAUGGGCGCCGGCCAGAGCCUCUAGGAGCGGUACUGAAAGGAGAGAAGCCGCCGUCGCAGCCACCUGCCUCCGGCCCGGCACAGCACAGAUCAGCACAGCGCCCGCUGACCGGCGAGGGGCUACCAAAGACAUGGGGAAGAUUUUGGGUGGGGAUGAGGAGAAAGACCCAGAUGCUGUCAAGAAAGAAGAGGAACGACAGGAGGCCCUCAGGCAAGAAGAGGAAGAGAGGAAAGCCAAAUAUGCCAAGAUGGAGGCUGAAAGAGAAGUUAUGAGACAGGGGAUUAGAGACAAGUAUGGGAUAAAGAAGAAGGAAGAAAAGGAAUCAGAGGCCCAGGCCACACUGGAAGCUAAUGCUGAAGGGAGUCUGACCCGCCCAAAGAAGGCAAUCCCUCCUGGCUGUGGGGAUGAGGAGGAGGAAGAAGAAGAGAGCAUUCUAGACACAGUCAUCAAAUACCUACCAGGGCCCCUGCAGGACAUGUUCAAGAAGUAGUAGCUGCAGACUGUUAGAUGGGCAUAAACAGAACUGCAAAGGAUUUCUCUUUUGCCCAAUGGGGAUUUACAGUCUUGCCAUCCAUCAUGCAGACCUCCCCACCUCUGCUCUCUACUGCUCACUAGGAGUCCCUUCACUUCCUAUUCCCUUCCCUCCAUCCCAAGACUCAUCUAUUCCUUUCUUGUACAUAGUCACAUCCAGUAGAUGCCUCUGAAAGGAUGUAAAGAUUAAAAAGCUGCAAACUACACAACUUUUAUUAUAAGCCAUAGUACUAUGUAUGUUAAAUAAGACAACUGUACAUUAAGCAUAGAAAACGAACAACCUCACAUGCAUUUUCAUCCAAAGCAGGAAGGAGUGUUCAGUAAGUGACCUCCUCUUUAAUUUUCUUUGAUUAUAUUAUUAUCAGUAGUAAUUAUUAGUCAUUAUUAAUAAUGUUGUUGUUGGUUGGCUCACAGUAGACAUUUGUUGAGCACAUCUGCCUUCAGAAGGUAUAUCUUAGUCCUCCAAUGUAAGCAGAGCUUUUCUGUUUUAAUUCUAUCACAGACAUAAAUAAAGAGAUAAUUUGGAAGGUAAAUCACACAUGACUUACACAGCUGAAAUCACUCAGAAUUGUGGAAGAGUCACUCGCCCUCAGAUGGUGGAAGUUAAAUACCUCAGAGUCUAAGCAAGAGUCAUGUUACUUUGGGAAUUAGCCAUACACUUAACUUCAGAUUUCAGAUCAGAUUUGGUCAGACAGAGAGCUGAAACCACAGGAGAGUACAUGUUGCUCUGGUGGAGGACCUUCCCAACCCAUUUGAAGCCAGUGACCAAGUACCUAGGCUGCUCCGAUUAACUGACCUUCCUGUUUCUGCCUUGUGCCAUAUUCAAUUGUCCCAUUCCUAGCAGUGCUUGCAGGAUGGACAUUUGGUUUCUAGUAUAUUGCUGCAGCUGUGUCCUCUCCACCCCUUCCUGCAGUGUGUGGGAGAGUGUGGUGGUCUGAAUGUUAGCCAUGGUCCUGGAGAUCCAGAAAUACUGAGUAUGCCUGCUAUGUAUCAUGCAAAAUUACUGUGUUGCCUUGGGGAGGUCACUUAUUUUCUCGAGUGCUGUGAAGGAGCUAAUUAAUAUUAUAUUAAAUAAUAUUAAUUAAUAAUUAAUUAAUAUUACAGUCUAUGGCAUGCCUUGAUGCUAGUAGGGUGGGAGGAAAUCUCUCUCUCACAAUUAUCGUUGUUGCGUUUCCCAGACACAGUAUCUACAGCUGAGAAGCCCUCUGAGGGUUUUUCAGCUGUAGAUACUGAGUAACUGCAUAAGCCAAAUUCUGCUGGAGAUGUUGUCUUGCUAGUACAUACACAGACUCACAUAGAUUUACUAUGAACAGAGCCCUUCAUGGUCAGGUAUCUAGCAUGUCAUCUGAAUUGCUGAUCCUGGAAUUGUCUGGGUCUUUGUUGUUGUGAAAGCAUCAUGCCAUCUCAGUCUUACAACCCUGUGAAAGAAUCAGGGCUUGUCUGGCAGAACUAGCAUUGCUUGUCCCUGUCAUAGGAACAGUAAAAGUUUCCUAAGUAAGAUUUGGAAGCAAAUAUACACUUUCUACUGAUAACAAAAAGGAAAGCAAAUUUAGACAUUUCAUUAUGUACCUAAAUUAAGCAUUUUACUUCAAUGGAACUUCCCUGAUGCAACUGUUCAGUGCAACUGAAUUUAGGCAAACCUCUCAGUAUUUUCCUGAAUAAGAAGUUUUAAAAGAUAUUAAUAACUUUUUGAGGUAAGCAGAAGAAAUCUGCACCAUGGUUAAGGCAGUGAGCUUGUGAACUCUGUGCCUUUUAGCAACAUCUCUCAUAAUAGGGAAAAAAAUAUUAUGAAAGAGAAGAAUUGUAUUUGUUUUGCUCUGCUCACCUAAUUCUUACUGAGGUGUGAUAGUUCUUGCUUCUUUGCAAAUAACUUCAACCAUAAGUUUCUACUGAAUUCAAGGAGGAGGCUGAGGAAUUUUGACUCAUGCACAAGUCAGAACCAGCUGAAAAAGAUGCAACUUAUUUCCGGCUGCAUCCAGAAACAAGGCAUGUUCAUUCAAGGACAAGUUGCUAAUGACUUCCCAGAGGAAAGAGAGGGCAGGUUUUACUCCUUCAGGUAAUGCCAAUAUUCUUUUGCCUUAGCUGUCAUUUAAAGCAAGAUGAGUGUCUCUCCUCCUAAGACUUUAAUGACCCAGAAUGCUCUUUAUCUCUGAAUCAAUUCUUGAGUAUAGCAUAGCAGUGUUGAGCAAUUAACCAUUUUCUCAGGAGAGUGUCCUACUCACCCCAUGCAACUAGUAAUUUGAGCCUAUUCAAGUAAACCUAAAAGAGUUAAAACUAUCCUUGUGUCACAAAGGCAGCAGCUGAUUUUGAUGCUCUGCCACAGCAGGAACUAAAUCCAACAGCCCUUCAAUAUAAAAGGCAGACUUUGACUCUGCUUUAGUCACUCAUUGGUAGUGAAAUCUACUAGCACAGAUCACACUGACAUCAACACUUUUGAGAUGCUCUGAUUAGUCUCUGUGGCAUGUGUCCUCUAAUACAUAAGUAGAACCAGCAGAAAUGUGCCCCUGCUAAAAAGAACACAUCCAUUAAUAUUUUUCCCUGGCCUUGUGCUAGAGAACUCUGCAAACAAACAAACAAAUAAAGAGGAUGAGCUCAUUCUGCUUUGCUUUGGCCUUUCUGUACCACUUGCUUGUUGACCUUUCCCUAGCCCCCAUCAUGGACUCACUUCCUCAUCCAGUGAAAUACUGUUCUGACAUAGAGUUUUCUGCCUGGUGUCCUUGCAGAAUGGUACUGUCUAUUUUCACAGUCUCCCUGACAGCUUGAUGUGCAUGUGUAUGCACAUACAUGUGAAAGAUGAGGAAAAGGGGAAAGAAAGGAAGAGGAGAGAGAAAGGAAGAGUGUUUGGUAUUAUUUUUUAUAACUGUGCCUCCGCAUUUGUUCCAUUGAAUGACUGGUCUAAGUCAGAAUCUUGUGUGGCCUCACAUUUCAUGAGCCGAUAGUACUAUCGGUGGGCUCAGAGCAUUAAAAAUACUCCUUUUGUCAGCUGAGCUCCUGAGUUGUGUGAACAUCUGGAUCCAAACCCUGAAGAGGUCCAUAAGAACUCUGUGCUGAGUUUGUUAGGCCUCAUGCCAGGCUUACAGAGCAGGAGGGAAGGGGAAGGCAUUUAAAUUAUGUUUUCCAUGUCUUUCACUGUGGGAGGUUUUCAGCCAGCCAUGUCAUCACUUCUGUGCCUCAGCUCUCUAGACCUGAAGCAACCCUUCCUUCAUGGACAGCAGAGAGUUCAGCCAGAUGUGAGUUGGUAGUUCCCAUUUUAAUUUUCCUUUUCGUUUAAUGAAGAUUUACCAUGGUAUUGGACAGGUUUUGCUUGAGUUUAACCCAUAACUUUUGGAACCCUGCAUGAGUUCUGGACCUCUCCUCAAAUCAUUCCACUGUCCCCAAAGUGCCUAAGCCAUGCUGAACAGACUCAAGAGCAGGCACACUCCCAGCCCUUCUGCCUAUCCAUUUAUUUCCCUUCCCGCACUGAACUGGCAACAUGGGACACAGUCACCUUUGGCUCAUGUACAGAAAAGGAAAACAGUGUCUCAGACACUUUCCCCCUCAGCACUCAAGCAGGUGUUGAAGCACUUAAACAAGACCAAAGAGAAGCAUGUUUCAUUGUUUGGAUUCUGAAUAUCUCUGUCUUUCCAUGCCGUUGUUUUAUUUGCAUCAUGGUUUGUUCAAUCUCAGGUAAAUGAGAUAUUUUCUUUUUUUUAGCUAGUUUUUAUUUACGUAGAAAGGUUGGUGGGUAGACACUGCAGCCAUUUUCCUUCACAGCUCCAAGACCUUCCUGGUUAAUAAAAAAAAGUCAAAAGGCCUCCACAUUUGGAGGGUAAAUGAUUAUCUUUGACCUUGUGAUCUCACAGGUAUAUUUAGAGAAAGCCAUAUGAAAUCAGACUGCAAUAUUAAUUAGGAAUUCUACUCUUGUGUUUAAAAUAAAUAUAAGAUCAUGUGCUAAAUCACUUUGGAGUUCCUCUGUCUGUGUUUCUAGAACCAUACAUUGGCUUAGGUCCCUCCCAGCCUCUCUCCUGCAUCAAGAAAGACUAUACGAAUGCUGCUGAAUACAUCUUUUUGUCAAGCUACUGUGCUAGAAUAAGCAUUGUUAGAAAUUAGCUGUUGUGACCUCAACGUAAUGUCUUAUAUAUCUGAAUGUUGUAUGUAUCUGUUCUAUGUUAUCAGAUAACUGAUUCUUCAUGCAGAGUUACUAAAAUGUUUCAAUACUGUCAUUAAAAAAUAGCUUUUUCUCUCACAGAGAGCAAAUUCAGCUUAGCCAUGCAUUUUCUAGUAGAAAUGUACCCUAGCUUGCUUUCAGAUGCAUGUAGUACUCUCCAAGCAAAUAGAAGAUGAUUUAAAUACUUUGUGAAAUUCAUUUGUUAUUUGCCUGCUACUUUUUCCUGCAUGAUGUGGGUAAAUGGUACGAUGUUCUUUUAAAAUGGAAUCACAGCCAAUAAAAACCCAGUGAUUUCAUAUACUUUUUGCAAUGCUU
Messenger RNA from Athene cunicularia (burrowing owl), 5119 nucleotides. It is a transcript of the gene CPLX1, whose product is annotated as complexin 1. Gene Ontology annotation, molecular function: syntaxin binding. NCBI's taxonomy places the organism in Eukaryota, Metazoa, Chordata, Aves, Strigiformes, Strigidae. Bases 14 to 616 code for a protein of 200 amino acids. Gene Ontology annotation, biological process: regulation of neurotransmitter secretion; synaptic vesicle exocytosis; neurotransmitter transport. Gene Ontology annotation, cellular component: terminal bouton; SNARE complex. The transcript has 4 exons. The record is from RefSeq and is a predicted model, not a curated record.